AAAAGUUUCUGUACAAAUUUUGGUUAUGUAAACAAAUUCGAAAAACAAGAGAGAAUUAUUAUAUUGAUGCGAUGUGCUGCAAGCACUCACGUGUACCUAUUUAUAAUACCUUCAAUUCAGAAAUGAGUCCACGCCCUCACGAGAGUCUGGCCGCAGCUCACAUCCUGGCCGACCUGGAGCUGAGCAGCAGCACCACAACAACAACAACGUCAUCAUCGUCGUGCUAUAAUCGCAAAGUGCCAAAGGAUGGCGAUAACUGGCUCGAUGGUCAACUAACCACGGAACUGACUACGGACGCCACUCAUCAGUUUCCGGCCAAUGAGGAGCCGAAUGUGCUGGGACAUGGCCCGGACUUCGAUGACAAGUUGGCCAAAUUGAAAUGGCUGUGCAACUUCGAUGAUGCGCCAAGUCACUUGAAGUUCAAUCCUUAUAUAAGACGCGGCUAUCGCACAUUCCUGUCCAACAAGCUGUGCCUGCAAAGCAUUUUCUGGUGGACUAAUGAGACGAUCAAUAUCUGGAGUCAUCUGGCUGGCUGCAUCCUCUUCAUUGGGCUGACCAUCUUCGACUUUCAGUUUCUGCGCCAGCACGCGGAGCUGGAGGAUCAGGUGCUGGUUGUCUGCCUGCUCGUCUGCUUCUGCCUGUGCAUGCUGAUGUCGGCCAUAUACCAUAUAUUCUCCUGCAAGUCGGAGGAGCACUACGAGCUGUUUUUGUCGGUUGAUUUUCUGGGCAUUUCGCUGUCGCUGGUGGCCAUAUAUAUCAGUGGCAUGUACUAUGCCUUCUGGUGUCACACGUUUCUGCGCACCCUGUACUCGACCAUUGCGCUGGGCAUGUUCGGCCUGGCCAUUGCCGUGCAGAUACCCCAGCUGAACGUCUCGAUGAAUGGCAAGGUGGCUGUGCUGCUGCUCUGGUCUGCGUACGGCAUCCUGCCCCUGGGCCACUGGGCGGUGGCGAUGGGCGGAUUCGAGAACGAGCUGGUUGGACUGAUGGUGCCACGGAUCGUAGUCAUGUAUCUGCUCUGCUUGGUGGCCUUUGUGUUCUAUGCCGCCAAAAUACCUGAGCGCUGGCUCACCGGUAAGGUGGACUUUGUGGGCCACUCGCACAACUGGUGGCACCUUAUCAUCGUGGCCGCCUUCUACCACUGGCACAACACGGGUCUCGUCUACGCCGAAUAUCGUCUGAACAACGGCUGCAGUGCUCCGAUGCUAUCCUGAGCUCUAGCUAAUCGUCUAUUGUAAAUAGUUUAGAUGCACUAAGAUUUAACUAAUAUUUAGUUAUAGCUGUUGAGACAUAUUGUUAAUUUAUGCACGCACUCGCACACAGCAUGGUAUGUGUGUACUUAGGGUUUCCUGUUUAGUCUAUUUAAUACGCUACUCGUGAGAAUUGCGAAACUGGUUUAUUUUUAAUGGCCAUGCAAAAAUGUGAAUCUGGUUUAAAAUAUUUUAUAUACACAUACAA
Drosophila arizonae is the source of this 1455-nucleotide messenger RNA. RefSeq names its product progestin and adipoQ receptor family member 3. NCBI's taxonomy places the organism in Eukaryota, Metazoa, Arthropoda, Insecta, Diptera, Drosophilidae. Gene Ontology annotation, molecular function: signaling receptor activity. The record is from RefSeq and is a predicted model, not a curated record. Gene Ontology annotation, cellular component: membrane.